CCUCCAGCGCCAAGGAAUCAGAAACUUCAGGGUGCGGCUUCUUUAAGAGGCAAAGCAAAAAACACUACAAAUCCCGGCCCGGCCCAGCGGAUGAGGCGGGGUCUGUACUGCGCUGCGCGUGCGCCGUUCGCACGCGUUUCCGGGUCUUGGUGUUCGGUUCGCACUACUGCAGACGGUCUCGGGCGAGGCUAUAAAAUUUAGGAAGCUGCUUCUGUUUCUCUCCGGUUCCCUGGUCGCCCGCCGUGUCAUGUAGAGGUGAUCGGGGAGGACCGGCGGCUGGGUCAAGUGGGGAGUGACUGCGCCUGGGUUCAAACUCGCGAUGAGCCAGUCUUUGAUUUGCCCCGAGACCGUGAGCAGGGUGAGUUCUGUGCUUAAUCGCAAUAGCCGGCAAUUUGGGAAGAAAUAUCUUUUUGACGAGGAUGAGGAAACAUGCUGGAACUCCGACCAGGGCCCCUCCCAGUGGGUGACACUCGAGUUUCCCCAUCGUGUUCACAUCACACAGCUGCAGGUGCAGUUCCAGGGCGGCUUCUCCAGUCGCCACAGCUGCCUGGAAGGUACUGGAAGGUCGCAAGAGGUGGGGGUCAAAGGGUUCUCUGGAUUCUCAGCCUCUUUCUGCACUGCAGGUUCACAGGGUGGGGACACCCUCAGUAAGAUUGUGGACUUCUACCCUGAGGACACCAACGCCCUUCAAACCUUCUCCAUUCCUACUGUGGAGGUGGACCGACUGAAGCUGACCUUUGAGGACACCACAGACUUUUUUGGUCGUGUGGUCAUCUACCACCUGCGGGUGCUGGGUGAAAAAGUACUGUGAAAGCUAUUGGCGCCACCUCCAGGAAGACCCCUGGGAGGCAUCAGAAGCCCUUCAACUUCUGCACAGAUUUAUUGGUUCCUGUUGGGGAGGAUACCUUCCCACCACUGUCCGGAGCUGCCUCAAGCCAGUUGUGGGCAGCCAUCUUCACUCUGGGUCCGCAGGCCUCAGAGCGCUCUGGAACAGUCUGAGGAUGUGGCUCUCCAUCACCUGUUGCACUGUGGGAGGAGGUGGGAGCAGGUGUGAGCAGGAGACAGGGCUGCACUGUGGGAGGAGUGGGAGCAGGGUGAGCAGGAGACAGGGCUGGAGGCCUUGUGAGCAGGAGACAGGGCUGCACUGUGGGAGGAGGUGGGAGCAGGGUGAGCAGGAGACAGGGCUGGAGGCCUUGUGAGCAGGAGUGUAGCCACCAGGAGGUGACCCUUCACCGUUCCAGCAGGGGGGGGGGGUGCAGCUACCUUGGGGCUGUUUUAAGAAGAGGCCUGUUCUCCACUGCCCUGCUAUCCACUGAGUCAGAGCAAUACCAGACCCUCAGCCAGUGUGACCACACAACUGUAGCUUUCCCAGCCUUCAGAACCAUAAAUCCAAAUAAAACUUAAAAAAACAAAA
This is a messenger RNA of Myodes glareolus (Bank vole), 1414 nucleotides long. Lineage: Eukaryota; Metazoa; Chordata; Mammalia; Rodentia; Cricetidae. The record is from RefSeq and is a predicted model, not a curated record.